Molecule: messenger RNA, 1472 nt
Organism: Gilbertella persicaria
Lineage: Eukaryota; Fungi; Mucoromycota; Mucoromycetes; Mucorales; Choanephoraceae
Product: lipase
Exons: 7
Coding region: 70-1227 (385 amino acids)
Biological process (GO): lipid metabolic process
Source: RefSeq, a predicted model, not a curated record
UAACUUUUUCUGUAAGCACCAACCCUCUCAUUCAAACCCCCCCCCCCAUUCCUCAAUCCUUUAUCUGAAAUGGUUUCAUUCACUUCAAUUUCUCAAGGAGCUAACCUUCUGCUCGCUGUCUCUUGCUUGUUUCUCACUGCUUCCAACGCUGCUCCUACCUCCCCUGCUCAUACCAAGAGUCAUGUCAAUAUCACUUCUGUUGAAACCAAAGCUGAUCUCCCUCCUCUCAUUAAUAGCCGUACAAAGCCUGCUAAGGUCCCUUCGGUUGACUUCAAUUCUGAAUCAAAAUUUGCUGCCAAAAACGUUGAGUGGUAUAAUAAGCACGGUGGUAAUUACAACUUUACGAAGCGUGAUGAUGAACAAGUCGGUGGUAUGCUUAUGGAUCUUCCCAAAGAUGGUGUACCUGGCUAUCAAAAGACUACCAAUUCUAAUGGUGUAGUUCAAGCCUCUGCUAGUCAAGUAAAUGAAUUUACAAAAUAUGCUGCUAUUGCUUCUACUGCGUAUUGUCGUAGUGUUGUUCCCCUUACUAAAUGGGACUGCAAGCAGUGCUUAAAAUAUGUUCCUGACGGCAAACUUAUUAAGACGUUUUCUUCCUUAAUCUCGGAUACAAAUGGCUUCAUCUUGAGAAGUGACGCUGAAAAAACCAUUUACCUUGUAUUCCGUGGUACCAACUCCAUUCGUAGUGCCAUUGCUGAUUUGAAGUUCGACUUUGUAAACUACCCUAAUGUGAAAGGGGCCAAAGUUCACAGAGGCUUCUUACAGUCUUACAAUGAGGUUGUUGCUGCCUAUUUCCCUGUUAUUCAGGAUCAGCUUACUGCUUUCCCUAAUUAUAAAAUUAUAGUCACAGGUCAUUCACUUGGUGGAGCUCAAGCUUUGCUUGCUGGUAUGGAUCUCUAUCAACGCGACUCUCGAUUCUCUCCCAAGAAUCUUCACAUCUUCACUGCUGGUUGUCCUCGUGUGGGUAAUCCUGACUUUGCCUAUUAUGUUGACUCUACUAGUAUUCCUUUCUCUAGAUCUGUCAAUGAAAGAGAUAUUGUACCUCAUGUUCCUCCUCAAGCUUUUGGUUAUCUUCAUCCUGGUGUUGAAGCAUGGACCAAAUCAUCUGGAAACGUUCAAAUCUGUACUGACAAUAUUGAAACGGAUUCGUGCUCCAAUACUAUUGUGCCUUUCACAAGUAUUACCGAUCAUUUAACCUAUUAUGGUAUCAAUGAAGGUCUUUGUCUCUAAAAAUUUCUCUUUCUCUCGUAGUUUGAUACUAACGAAACAGUAUUAUCAGCAGUUUUAUCUGAAUAAUAUAUAUACAUAAUUCUAAACAAUGCAUGGAAAAGAAAGACCAAUUACUAAAAUUCAAUCCUGACAUCUAUUUCGGUAUCAAGUACAAAGUUAAUUGCAAAGUCAUGUGUAGUUUUUUUCUUAAAAUUCUCUACUCUUACGAGCCAUAUGCGCCUGUACUAACUAGUUUUUGAGUAAAG